Molecule: messenger RNA, 950 nt
Organism: Cutaneotrichosporon oleaginosum
Lineage: Eukaryota; Fungi; Basidiomycota; Tremellomycetes; Trichosporonales; Trichosporonaceae
Cellular component (GO): membrane
Molecular function (GO): FMN binding; NAD(P)H dehydrogenase (quinone) activity
Source: RefSeq, a predicted model, not a curated record
ACAACAUGGCCGCUACCACUACCACCGGCGCUGGCGCCAAGCCCGUCAUUGCCGUCCCCUUCUACUCGAUGUACGGCCACAUCGCCACGCUCGCCGAGGAGGUGAUCGCGGGCAUUGAGGCGGCGGGCGGCAUCGCCAAGCCCUACUUCAUCGCCGAGACGCUCCCCGCCGAGGUCCUCGAGAAGAUGCACGCCGGCGCCUCGCUCAAGCCCAAGUACCCGCUUCUCGAGCCCGCGCACCUGACCGAGGUCGACGGUUUCAUCUUUGGCAUUCCCACGCGCUACGGCCGUGCCCCCGCGCAGGUCUCCGCCUUCUUCGACAAGACCGGCGGCCUUUGGGCCUCGCAGGCCCUCAACGGCAAGUACGCCGCGACGUUUACCUCGACUGCGUCGCAGCACGGCGGCCAGGAGCUCACGCACCUCACGACCAUGCCCUUCUUCGUGCACCACGGCUGCAUCUACGUCCCCAUCGGCUACAAGGAGCCCUACCUCUCCGACAACGGCGAGGUGCACGGCGCCUCGCCGUGGGGUGUCUCGACCGUCGCGAACGGCGACGGCAGCCGCGUCCCCACCGAGGGCGAGAAGCGUGUCGCCCGCUUCCAGGGCGAGCACUUCACCAAGAUCGUCGCGCAGGCCGUCCGCGGCCGUCAGUAAGUCGCCGCGUGUGAUAGGAGGGGGUCAAGAGACCCAGGAAGCCCAGCCAGCCCAGAGUCAGCGAGGGGGCACGUAGUAUGCAACAACAUCUGUACAGCCCUCUCGCGCCCGGCCGAUCCAACCCUCCACUGAGCACCCGUUGACUCUCUUGACGCCCUGACAUCCGCUGACAACAGCCUUCUCGCAGCCGACGCCGCUGCUGGGGCGGGUCACGCCGCCGUUGGGACGAGCCAGACCGCCGCAGCCCAGCCGGGCCAGACCGUCGCGGGUGCCGGGACUGCCGCGGGUGCUGGUGCU